Glarea lozoyensis ATCC 20868 is the source of this 417-nucleotide messenger RNA. RefSeq lists its product as uncharacterized. The coding region runs from base 1 to 417 and encodes 138 amino acids. NCBI's taxonomy places the organism in Eukaryota, Fungi, Ascomycota, Leotiomycetes, Helotiales, Helotiaceae. The record is from RefSeq and is a predicted model, not a curated record. The transcript has a single exon.
AUGGUGUUUGGUGUACCAUCAUCCCCCUCCAUGGAAGCCCUCCGCAAAGAAGUCGGUAACUCCUUAACCUGGGACUCCUCCUCCAAAGUCUCCAGAUCACUCUCCAAAUGGAAACAAAUAGCGACACACGUCUUAGUCUCUCUCCUCACAGCGUCAAUUUGCUGGCUCUACUUCACCAAUUCUUCAACACUAACAAAUAAAGCGCUCGCACCCGCAUCCAAGCUUCUGCAUUGUGGUAAUUCGACGGCAGAAGCGAGAGCUCUCGGUUGUGAGUUCGAUCCGUUGACCGUGGCGUGGAUUCCGGAGCCAUGUAUAAAUCAUCAGAUUACGAAAGAGUUUAUAGCGGAGUAUCCGUGGGAGGCCUUUUCGGAUAGGACUUCGAAUGAGUUGAUUGUUAAGGAUCAAAUGUCGGAGUAG